AUGCUGCGAGUUUCGGAUGUCGCUGACGCUUGGAUCGGCCGCGCACUCACCACUUCGUGCAGCCACACGGAACGCAACAUUAAAGGCAGAGACUUCCUGGUGUUUCCGAACGGCACGUACAUGAUAAACAACAUGAGCAGAGCCGUCUCCAGACAGUCGGUGCUGCGGAACACGAGCGCAAAGUUCUACGACACGCUGCCUUUGCUCAGCAGCCGCGCACGUGAGAGACCCGUUGUUGUGAUGGACGGCGACCGCUGCACUCCCUCUCCCCAAAUUGCGAUCAUGAGCUGCCGCGACGCUUCGAGCCCUAACGUGGUGGUCUGGCCGAUGUAUCGGAUGCUCGAACAGGAUGUGGCGAGGCUCUGGCCCGAGCUGCUCAGCGUCGCCGUGCCGUGGUCGCAGCGACGGCCCGUGGUGGUGUGGCGCGGCAGCCUGUCCACAGGCCUUGGUCGCACUGACGGCACCUCGCGCCUUGAUGUGGUGAGUGCGCUGCGUGCACACGGUGGCUCCCUCUUCGACACUGGCCUGCACGAUCUUGCGCCACACAACAAAACCGGGGAUGGCCUGCGUAGCGUCAAGUUCGACCAGUAUCUCACGGCCGUACAGCAGGCGCAGCGCUAUCAGAUGCUGCUGAUCCUGCCCGGCAAUGGCGCCGCUUCUGCGUCCGUCUGGGCGAUGGCAAGCGGCUGCACGCUGCUGAUGGAGGCCACGCAGACGGCGGUCACGUGGACGACCAGCCUCGCCCGCCCGUGGGAGCACUUCAUUCCGGUCGAUCUCGCGAACGUAUCAGACAUCAUCCGGGGGGCGCGCUUCUGCGUCGACCACAGCGAGGAGUGCGAGCACAUCGCCACGAGCGCGCGCCGCCUCCUCGUCGCCGCCUACUGGCCCGCCGGCACUGCGGAGUACGCGGCAGAGCUCGCGGCCCUGCCUGCGGCUAGCCGCACGCGGAAGGCGGUGAGCCUCUUCAAGCAACGCAUCAGCCGCAUCAAGGCGACGGUGCUCGAGAAGCUCGCGACCCACGCGGAGGCGAACCCGCAGUGCGCGCCGCGACCCGAGCUGUACGUGCCGACCAUCGGGGGAGUGGCGAACGAAGUCAAAGGUGCGACUGAGCUGGAUUUGUUGGGCGCAGGGCAGGUCCAGCAUCGCGCUGCUACGUCAGAUGAUCCUGGCACUGAGGCGCAGCAGGUCGAGCCGCUUGUGAUCGGUGCUGGCUGGGGCUCGACCGCGACGAGAGCGCUCGCGACGGCCAUGAAACAAUUUGGGCUCACAACCGGCCACUGCUCUCAUUACUACAAUGCAUCGGCCGGCGUGAACUGCCCCCUUUCCUUCUGCUCCGAGAUGCACAAUCUGCUGCAGGGCCGGCUAUGCAAAUACCUCGCACAGGAGACAAAGGACCCGGCGCUCUUCCGGGUCUUCGACGGGCUGGAUGCCGUCUUCGACACGCCCGUGCCCAACUUUUUCCCGUACCUUUGGCGAGCGUAUGGACCAACUGCGCGCGUCGUCCUCACUGUUCGUCCAGCCGCCGCCUGGUUCGCCUCUCGCUCACGCCACCACAGGGGGUCGUAUGAGCAAUCGGUGGCCGUGAACGAUACGAGUUUGCGGGCAGCGGAUCCGCCCGACGUUUGGCAAGGGGGGGUGGACAGGGACGUACCGCUCUGGGAGCUUCUGAACCCCGCGUGUGAUGCUUCCGCCAAGGCUCGGCAGAAGGAGCUCAACUUGCUCAGGAGCGGCGGCGGCGCCGACUCCGAUACGGUCCGGCUUGCAUUUGAGGCGCACAAUGCGCUCGUGCGCUCCCUCGUGCCCGCCUCGCGCCUGCUCGAGAUCGACAUCACCGCGCUCUCCGCCAACGAGUCCUGGUCGCGCCUCUCCAGGUUUCUGCGUCGCCCGGUCCCUCGCGACGCAUGCCUCGCCGCGGGCUGCCGGUUCCCCGCGCUCAUCAAGGGUGCCGGGACGCCACUACGGAUAGCAGGCAAUUCGCUCGUCACUACUGGUACUGCGGCGGACGACGAGCGGUGUCGAUUAUCACGCCAGGCAGGGACGUUAGGAGCCUCCCUCCAAGAGCCGAUGUGA
Molecule: messenger RNA, 2070 nt
Organism: Emiliania huxleyi CCMP1516
Lineage: Eukaryota; Haptophyta; Isochrysidales; Noelaerhabdaceae
Exons: 1
Coding region: 1-2070 (689 amino acids)
Source: RefSeq, a predicted model, not a curated record